UGAAGCAGACAGUAUAUAUCUUUACACAAUACAUAUAAAGAGAAGCAUAGAGAAAAAACAGUAAGCUUUACAAAAAAUGGGUCCAUUUUUCCCAUCAGUACUGCUUUUACAUACUAAAAUUCAAAGCUUUUUUCUCUAAAAACACGAUCCAAGUCCACCUCUUCUUCCACCUUUUUCUCCUCCUUCUUCUUCUUGAAAUUACUGUACAAUUUUAAUAGAAAUGGAGGAUCAGUAUGGAAUGGCAGAUCUAAGACAGUAUAUGAACGGAAGACAACUUUUUGCUUCUGUUCAACCACCGGAGUUGUUACCUGCUAUCACUCACCAGCACAGGAAUCUUGUCGGGCCGGGCCAUAAUCAGUACGACAUGGUUAUGGGUUUGGCCCAAGUUCCAGCUCAUGGGCUUCCUCCUCAUCACCACCAACAUCAUGAGUUUCUUCCUGAUUCAAGUACCACUGCUGCCGCCGCUGCCGCUGCUACUACGUCGAGUGCUGGGUUUAGUGGGCUGGAGAUGGAAGCAGCAGCUGGCGGCGGCGACGGAAGCGGGCGGUGGCCAAGACAAGAGACUCUUACACUUCUUGAAAUCAGAUCGAGACUUGAUUCUAAGUUCAAAGAAGCUAAUCAGAAAGGUCCCUUAUGGGAUGAAGUUUCAAGGAUUAUGUCUGAGGAACAUGGAUACCAAAGGACUGGGAAGAAGUGUAGAGAGAAAUUUGAGAACUUGUAUAAGUAUUACAAGAAGACUAAAGAAGGAAAAGCUGGAAGACAAGAUGGUAAACAUUAUCGAUUUUUUCGACAACUUGAAGCUUUAUAUGGUGAAACAAGCAAUGUUAAUACAACCUCAGUAUCAGAAACACAUCAUGUCGAAAGUCAUUUUCCUUACAAUCCCGUUAACAACAGCAGCAACAACAACAAUAAUCACGAUCCUCAUAAUUUCCAUCAAUUAGCUCCUAAGCUAUCUGAUAGUCUUAGCCUCUCAAAUUCUUCUGAUUUCAAUACUACUUCAUCUGAUGAUAGUGAUGUCAACGAAAAUUCGAAAGAAAAGAGCAAGAAGAGAAGAGGGAAGAGGAGUUUAAAGGCUAAGAUAAAAGAUUUUAUUGAUGGACAAAUGAGGAAGUUAAUGGAAAAACAAGAAGCUUGGUUUGAGAAAAUGAUGAAGAUGAUUGAGAAUAAAGAAAAAGAAAGGAUUUUAAGAGAAGAAGAAUGGAGAAAUCAAGAGAAAAUUCGUAUCGAAAGAGAGCAUAAAUUUUGGGCUAAUGAGAGAGCAUGGAUUGAAGCUCGUGAUGCUACAUUAAUGGAUGCAUUGCACAAAUUAACAAGCAAAGAAUCAAAGAGUAGUAUAACUACUAAUCCAUCUUCUGAUCAAGAAACCGAAUUUCAGGGGUUAAAUGAGCAUCAAAAUGAUAAUGUGAAAGAUGAACAUUGGCCUGAAAGUGAGAUUACUAGGUUAAUACAACUUAGAACUAGCUUGGAAUCAAGAUUUCAACAAAUGGGGUUUUCAGGAGAUGAAGUUUUAUGGGAAGAAAUAGCUGCAAAAAUGGCUUGUUUGGGAUAUGAUAAAAGUGCUAUAGUUUGCAAAAAUAAAUGGGAUAGCAUAAAUGGCUACUUAAUGAAGUGCAACAAGAAAAGAAAAGAGAAUUCUACAAGUUCAUGUUAUAAUGUCCAAAUCAACAAUGAACAACAAGGGAGAUCAUAUUGUGAAGCAAGACAUGUAUCAAAUGAUCAAAAUGUGAUAAGUGAUGGUAGCUGUUUUAGGUACUUAAUGGGAGAUGCUGAUCAAAACUUAUGGGAGAAUUAUGAAUUGAAAUUAAGCAAGGGUGGUGAUAACUGAGUAUUAUGAGGAUUCAUACAACCGACCCCAACUCGUUUGGAAUUGAGACAUAGUUGUUGUUGUUGGUGGUGGUGGUGGUGGCGGCGGCAAUAACUAAGUAUUACGAGGAUUCAUACAGCCGACUCCAACUUGUUUGGGAUUGAGGCAUAGUUAUUGUUAUUGUUGACGAUAACUUAGUCCCAAGUAUAAGACAGUUUGUAAGUUAUUUUUCAAUUUCAGCACAAGAGAUGAUCAAAAGUAGGUUAAAAGAAGAGAAGAAUCAAAGAUGGUUGACAAGAAGUUUUUCUUGGGAGGUAAGUGGUUUGAUUUACUUGAGGUUGCUAACUGUAUUGUGGAACAUACAUUGAUUGAAGUUAACUUGUUCUAGCUAGGAGGUGUAUUUGGCUACCCAGAUUUAUUAUUUUCCAGAUGUUCUAUUGGUAUUUUUGCAUUCAAAGUGUUGGUUUGAUGUGAUUUUCUUCAUCUUCUUUUCUCUUCAA
Messenger RNA from Nicotiana tabacum (common tobacco), 2304 nucleotides. Its product is annotated as trihelix transcription factor PTL-like. The record is from RefSeq and is a predicted model, not a curated record. Lineage: Eukaryota; Viridiplantae; Streptophyta; Magnoliopsida; Solanales; Solanaceae.